Folsomia candida is the source of this 2902-nucleotide messenger RNA. RefSeq lists its product as uncharacterized. Lineage: Eukaryota; Metazoa; Arthropoda; Collembola; Entomobryomorpha; Isotomidae. The record is from RefSeq and is a predicted model, not a curated record. Gene Ontology annotation, molecular function: metal ion binding. The transcript has 4 exons. Bases 1104 to 1661 code for a protein of 185 amino acids.
GAGAGAUAGCUAUAAUAGAACUAGCUAGGACAAGUCUAUCAAGCCCGCCUCUGCGGGCCGUGUGCAUAAUGGAGACGUACAGCUAAGGUUCCUAUUACGAAGAUGUGCAAGAUAGGAACUAUUUGAGUUUCGCUUAAAUUUUGUGUUUUAAAUUUAUCAAGUUUCUCGGCGUAUCAAUAUCCUUAAACAAUAUAACCUUUCUAAUUUUCCAUGUUCGGGUGCGAAUUCUUUGAAAUUACAUGAUCACUGAACACUCGAAGGGUAACAUUACCCAAAACUGCACGUAAUUUAAGGUCAUGUCCGCAAAUUGCCCCUUUAAUAUUCCAGCCGUCAAAUUUUCACCAGAAUUCAAUAGACAGAUGUUUAAAUAAUUUUUAGACUUAAUUAAAAUCUACAUUAAUAUUUCUCACAGUAAUAUUCAUGACCUGGUGCAAGAUAAUUUAAGUACAUUAAUCUAAAUUUGUAGUAGGGACCACGUCUGGGAUUAACUGUAUUAAUACUUCGCCUUGUAAAUAAAAAGUAAAAUGGCGUUCCGUUGCAUUAAAGGCAACCAAAAUUAUUCUGCAUCAAUUCUGCAAAAAACAUAAAUACGUCUUGAGCAUCGAAUAUAUUUCCUAAAAUAACACUCAAAUAAUUAUGCAUAAUUAGAAUAUCAUAUUUAAGCUACACUAUAAUUAUCACAUUAUCACAUAAAGCAUGUGAGACACCGCCGUAUGGUUGAGCAUUGGACGCACAAUAAAAAGGAACUGAGAAUCUUGAGGACCAAUAACAAAAUGGUGAGCUGCUUACCGCGCGAAAUGUUUGUAAACAUUGCUUGUUGGAUCAGCAGACAAAAUUGUCAGUCUCCCGAAAUUCAUUAGAAACAAUGGGUUCCGUUUGCUUGCUGGAUCAGCAGACAAAAUUGUCAGUCUCCCAAAUUUCCUUACAAACGAUGGGUCCUGUUUGCUUGCUAACUUACAUAUCAUGCCACACCUCACGAAGAGAGCCGUCAGCGAUUCCCCACUCCCACUUGGAUCGGAGCACCCGAGCAGUACAGAGCUCUCUCGAUUUUAAGAUUAAAAUUGCUCAGGAAGUUGUACAUUUAAUUACAAAAUUAAACGAAAAUGAACUCUCCUUCUUCUUCAAUUGGAUCUUGUUCGUCGACAACUUCAAAGACGCUUUGCUUAAUUUGCGAUGAAUUGCCUGCAAUGUACACCAUCGCAGCGAACAAUAAUGCUGGGGAUGGAACAAAACCAUGUGGCCAUCAUUAUUGCGUGCAGUGUUUGAUUAAACACGUGAGUUCAUCAGCGAGCGGGGAUCAGUUCUCGCCCACCCAUCAACCUAGAUGUCCGUUUUGUGUGCGGGAUAUUUGUGGCUUCUUGCCGCUGGAUUCCGCCAAUUCCUCAUUGCAACUUGUUCGUCAAAAGGAUUUCGACGGUACCAUUGGAGAGAUUACAAAUCCGUACACGGAUGAGAAACUGAUGGGAACGGUUUAUCAAGACUUGACCUACUUGAGCAUCCUUCGCAUGGAAGAACAAAUCCCUCCAGUAAUCCCGUUCGAGAAAAUGUCCCCCGUUCAUGCGGAACCCAGCUGCCCACCUCAUCGAUAUACUUGGGUGGAAUGUGAUCUUCAUUUCCUGACUGUUCAGGGAAUUGUCAGACAUGAAGCACGAAAUCAUUAGCUGCCAUCGUUAUCAGCUGCGAACUUGGCUCUCCCUUUCCUAAUUAACCUUAUUAUCAGCUUUCAAAAUUUUAUUUCGAUUGGAUUUUUAAAUUAUUAUAUGUACUCGCUUUCAAAAUUAUAUUUCUAUUUGGCUUUUUAAACUUAUUCUAUUCGUGACUGUUCCAAAAUUCAAAAUUUUUAAUUCUUAUCCUUUGGUACCCAAUUAGGUUCGACUCAAAAAUAUUUUAAAUAGCUAAUCAUAAUUAUUAGUAUGUGCGCGUGGGUGGAAGUAGGGCGUUAGUUAUUAUAGUAGUUUUUAGUCAUAAUUUUAAGGCAAAGUAUUUAAGGGUAGGUUAGAAUUUUUGUGGGAAAAGGGUAGCUCACCGACUAUGCAUUUAAUCUUUUCGAUCCCCCUUAAUCUAUAAUUUUACCCCCAAUAAUUUCAAAGGUCCAUCCCGUUAAAUGCAUGGUUGGUGAGCACAGGGUGGGCCCUCCUCUUCUGAUUUAUACCCUUUUGCAGUAGAGGCCACAAACAAUGUGCAUCCAUUUUAUGAACCACAAAUUGAAUCCCACCCCUUUUUAGUUAAUGAAUUUAGUAUAGUUUAUAGUUUUUAACCUGGGCAAGUUCCAUCCCCAUUAGGUCCAGUUGUUCAUAAAAUGGAUGCACAAUGUACCACGCACAUGUUUAUUUAAUAUUUUUAUAGAAAUUUUUUGUACAAUAAAAUAUCAAUAUUCCAAUCAAUUUAUCAAACUCUCUAUCAAACUAUGUAAACUGGCGAACAAUUUUUUAUAAACUUGAACAUUUCAUCAAGCUUAUUAGCAAAUUAGUACUUCUGUGGUGGCGAAAUAUGAGUAGCCAACUCAUUUGUCGUCAACUGCUAGGCUGUUCGGGUCUUUGCUAAUUUUAUUUGUAUUAAGCUCUCAACUUUUGAAACUUUAUUGUGGAAUUAUGCCAUAUGGAGUUUCAUCGGAGUUAUCUUGUUAAUGAAUUUCUAAAACAAAUUAAAACACAUUAGUAACAUUUUAAAUUUGAACAAAAAUUCAUCCAUCUAAAAAACCUAAUAAUCUCCAAAUGUUGUCAUAGUAUGUUCAACCUUAAAAUUACAGCGACGAAUAAAUAUAGGUCAUGGAGAUUUCCUAAACACUUUCCAGUGCUACCGAUAUCAUUAUAAUUUUUUAUUAGGCGCCAUCCAUAAAUUAUGUCACGCAAAAAUCGCGAUUUUCAAGACCCACCCCCCAUCCUUUAACAUGUGUCACAUA